GAGAAAUGGGCUGUUGCAAUGUCACUCCCUAAUUACUCCAGUGAUGAGGUCUAAUCACAAGGCACUUUGGCUCAGCUUGGCUGUGCCAUUCCAAAAUCACUUCCUCCAUGUGUGUUGUAGUCUCAUGCUACCAAUUUUCUCAAAUUACUCCUUUUCAAUGUCAUUUGAGGUGGCCAUAAAGAAAAUAAAUGUGCAAGGAGUGAGUAGGAAGAUAUUAACCAUGAAUGAAAUCAGGAUCAUGGAGAGUAAUAGGAGUCCCAGGAUCGUGAAUUACUUAGCCAGCUACCUUGUGCAUGAGGAACUCUGGCUGGUGAUGGAGUACAUGGACGGAGGCACUCUGAGAGAUCUCAUCGACGAGAUUCAAAUGUCUGAAGGAGAGAUUGCAGCUGUCAGUCGGGAGUGCCUGCAAGGUCUGGAUUUUCUUCACUCCAACCACGUGAUCCAUCGAGAUGUCAAGAGCAACAACAUCCUUCUCAGAACCGACGGCUCUGUCAAGCUGGGUCAGUGUAUUCUUGCUCAGCUUCAGCCUUCCAGGAAUGGGGGGUGUGGGGCUGCUUUCAGUGACUGCCAGCUCCCCAAAAAUGCUGCUGCUGGCAGUGCAGGGGUCCCCCCUGCUGUGGGCUGAAGGCACAGUUGCAGGGUGCACACAGCUAUGACAAGGAGCCACAAGC
Messenger RNA from Cyanistes caeruleus (blue tit), 671 nucleotides. NCBI's taxonomy places the organism in Eukaryota, Metazoa, Chordata, Aves, Passeriformes, Paridae. The record is from RefSeq and is a predicted model, not a curated record.